AUGGCGUCUCCCGUUGCUUCGGCUGCCCUCCGGGCUCGCGUUCGCCGUCCGUCCAUGCUGAACAAGCUCACCCGUCCCCAGGACCUCCUCCACCACUUUCCCAAUGGUGCCUACAUCGGCUGGUCCGGCUUCACCGGCGUCGGCUACCCCAAGAAGAUGCCCACCUACCUCGCCGACCACGUCGAGCAGAACAGCCUUCAGGGUCAGCUCAAGUACAGCCUCUUCGUCGGUGCCUCGUCUGGCGCCGAGACCGAGAACCGCUGGGCCGGCCUCGACAUGAUUGAGCGUCGCAGCCCUCACCAGGUCGGAAAGGCCAUCUCCAAGGGUAUCAACGAGGGCAGGAUACACUUCUUCGACAAGCAUCUGUCGCAGUUCCCCGUCGACCUCGUCUACGGCUUCUACACCAAGGACCGCCCGAACAAGGGUAUCGACGUCGCCAUCGUCGAGGCCACCGACAUCAAGGAGGAUGGCAGCAUCGUUCCCGGUGCCUCCGUCGGUGCUACCCCCGAGCUCGUCCAGCUCGCCGACAAGAUCAUCAUCGAGGUCAACACCUCUCUGCCCAGCUUCGAGGGACUCCACGAUAUCACCAUGACCGACCUGCCCCCGCGCCGUAAGCCCUACCUCAUCAUGGGCGUCGAGGACCGCAUCGGUACCACCUCCAUCCCCAUUGACCCCGAGAAGGUUGUCGGUAUCAUCGAGUCCGACUACCAGGACCAGACCGCCCCCAACUCCCCCGAGGACGCCAACUCCCAGGCCAUUGCCCGUCACCUCAUCGAGUUCUUCGAGCACGAGGUCAAGCACGGCCGUCUGCCCAAGAACCUGCUGCCUCUGCAGUCCGGCAUUGGCAAUAUUGCCAACGCCGUCAUCGGUGGCCUGAAGGACUCCAACUUCUGGAACCUCAAGGUCUGGACUGAGGUUAUCCAGGAUACCUUCCUCGACCUUUUCGACUCCGGUCACCUUGACUUUGCCACUGCCACCUCCGUUCGUUUCUCUCCCGACGGUUUCAAGCGCUUCUACGACAACUGGGAGUCGUACCAUGACAAGCUCCUCCUCCGCAGCCAGCAGGUCUCCAACUCCCCCGAAAUCAUCCGUCGCCUCGGUGUCAUUGGCAUGAACACUCCCGUCGAGGUUGACAUCUAUGCCCACGCUAACAGCACCUGCGUUAUGGGUUCCCGCAUGCUCAACGGUCUCGGCGGUAGCGGAGAUUUCCUCCGCAACGCCAAAUACAGCAUCAUGCACACUCCCUCUACUCGCCCUUCCAAGACUGACCCCCACGGUGUUUCUACUAUCGUCCCCAUGUGUACGCAUGUCGAUCACACGGAAAGCGAUUUGGACGUUAUCGUCACUGAGAACGGUCUUGCGGAUGUUCGUGGCCUCAGUCCGCGUGAACGAGCCCGCCUCAUCAUCAAGAAGUGCGCCCACCCAGUGUACCAACCUAUUCUUGAACGGUACUUCGACAAGGCUGAGUUUGAGUGCCUGCGCAAGGGUAUGGGUCACGAGCCCCAUUUGCUGUUUAACUCGUUCGAUCUCCAUCGCGCCUUGGUCGAGGAGGGAAGCAUGCAAAAGGUCAAGAGUUUCUAG
Messenger RNA from Colletotrichum truncatum, 1581 nucleotides. Its product is annotated as acetyl-hydrolase. The record is from RefSeq and is a predicted model, not a curated record. Gene Ontology annotation, biological process: acetate metabolic process. NCBI's taxonomy places the organism in Eukaryota, Fungi, Ascomycota, Sordariomycetes, Glomerellales, Glomerellaceae. Gene Ontology annotation, cellular component: mitochondrion. Gene Ontology annotation, molecular function: acetyl-CoA hydrolase activity; acetate CoA-transferase activity.